Sphaerodactylus townsendi is the source of this 734-nucleotide messenger RNA. RefSeq names its product signal recognition particle 14 (gene SRP14). Gene Ontology annotation, molecular function: endoplasmic reticulum signal sequence receptor activity; 7S RNA binding. Gene Ontology annotation, cellular component: signal recognition particle, endoplasmic reticulum targeting. Bases 120 to 452 code for a protein of 110 amino acids. Gene Ontology annotation, biological process: SRP-dependent cotranslational protein targeting to membrane. The record is from RefSeq and is a predicted model, not a curated record. The transcript is spliced from 5 exons. NCBI's taxonomy places the organism in Eukaryota, Metazoa, Chordata, Lepidosauria, Squamata, Sphaerodactylidae.
CCUACUCCAUAAUGCUUCGUACUAUUUCCGUUUCCGGGCCGGUGGCUGCAGCUGGGAAGUGUGACUAGGUGUUCAUAACUGCUGGGUGCUGGUCGAAGAGAGGAGACGAAGAAAGCGCGAUGGUGUUGCUGGAGAGCGAACAGUUCUUGACAGAGCUAACGAGGCUUUUUCAGAAAUGCAGAUCUACAGGCAGUGUUUAUAUAACGCUAAAGAAAUAUGAUGGUAGGACAAGACCCAUCCCACGAAAGGGCCAUGUGGAGGGUUUUGAGCCUGUAGAUAACAAAUGCCUUUUGAGGGCAACAGAUGGGAAGAAAAAGAUAAGUACAGUGGUAAGCUCAAAGGAAGUAAACAAAUUCCAGAUGGCCUAUUCCAAUUUGCUCAGAGCUAACAUGGAUGGCUUAAAGAAGAAAGACAAGAAAAGCAAAAAUAAGAAAAGCAAAGCAACACAGUGAUGGAGCAAAUGUUUCUGUUGCUACAAUGGACCCAAAAACUAGCUCUUGAUGUUUAUCCUUCAUAUCACUAUAUAUCUGUUGAUGUCACUUCUACCUGUUAACUGGAAUUUAAGCAUUUGGGCCGUGGUAGACAGAUUAUGUAUAUAUACACAUACACACCAUAGCCAUUAUAACAGCUGAUUAGUUUUGUACUUGUAUUGUUCUGGCAGAGGGUGGUGGUUGGGGAAUUAUUCUUUUGCAAAAUGGUUAAGAAAUAAAUACUUUGAAUGCUGUUAUACUAAA